AUGUCUGUCAAGAGUUCAAAAUCGUCAAAGGUGGCCUACAUGCAAGAGGAGGACGACCUGGGAAAUGUCCGUGGAGAUGUCACAUACGCCGCAUCAGCUGCGCCCAGUCCCUCCAAAGAACGCAUGAACAUCAGCAGAAAAAAGUCCCGCCGCGAUGUAUCCCCAUCGGCCGCCAACCACUUCACGGACUCCGACUCGACUGCCCAUCCGAGGCGUCGCGAGUCAAGAUCUAGCAAGUCCUCAAGACCACGCGGCGACAGAGACAGGUCCGUCCCGCCCGAGAAACAAGCCCUCACCCGCCCGGCAACGCGGCAUUCGAAGAGCACCCCGGUCAUCGAGACCGCAUCUCAACGCCGCCGAUCGCGCGACAACCCAGAAGCAGUGUACUAUGGGGCCGAUCCUGCCUCCAUCGCAUCCGCCCAGGCUCGCCCGCGGUCAAAGACGGCUGCGCCGCGGCCUAAUUCCGCCUACCACGCGUCCUCUCGCCCUCCUCUCUCGAACUCGCGAUACCACUCGCUGCAUCCGUCACAACCGCCACACCCGUCCGGCAUGCCGCCCCCAUCCGGUUUCAUGCCCCCGCCGCCACCACCGCAGCAGUGGCAGCCACAUCCGCUGCCCCCGCACGGCUACGGCAUGAUGCCACCACCCCAACCACCUAUGCACCCGCCUGGGCCGCCUGGGCCAGCGUUCCACCACGAGCCUUUCCCGCCUCCGGCACCUCCUAGCAAUGGCGGCAUGCGGGGACUUCAACAGCGCUUCGUUCACGGUCGCCCACAGACUUCAAUGGGACACCGCCCGCCGCCGACUGUCGAGUAUGGCAAUCCAGACGGAUUCGAGCCAGAAUCCGACUUGAGCCACGAUAUGCGUCGCCUUUCCAUGAGCCACGGCCUAGGUAUGGAGGAUGAACGCUCACGACCUCCGUCGAUGCGUCCCAUGUCUGCUCGGCCAAUGCUGUCCUCGCCCUUUGCACCUCCCAUGCUUCCUCCUUCCGGACCCGUCUCGAUCCGAGGACAACCUUUCCAACCUUUGAUUGAUGAGCCAUUUGAACCCCUCGAACCCCUUGAAGGCUCGCACCUUGAAUAUGGCAUGAUGCAUAUCCCGCGGACUCGCCGCGAAAGCAUCGAUCCUUACCAGAUGGAUCCGCGACAUUAUGUAACCGAGGUAGCGGGCACAAUGGGCAGUCGUCGGAACUCAUACUACGGGGAGCAGCCCAUUUCGUCUGGCAAUGCGUUGGAUGAGAAGCUUCGGUUUGCCAGCUCAUACCAGGAUAAAACGACCGGUAUGGCGACGGCAGGCAUGCGCCUCACAGAAGAAAUGCUGUACGAAGCUAGCCGGCGCGGCGGUCCCAAGAGCCGGUCAACCCGCAGCUCUGGCAGCCGCGACGAAAGCGACUGGCGGCAGUCCGCCACGACGAGAACAACGCGGUCCAGCAACGAAGAAGACCUGACCAUCCGGGUCAGGGGCAAUGCUGUCUUCAAGUAUGGCGAAACAGAAAUGCAUUGCCAGGACGGCACCGAGAUCAACAUCCGUGGCCCACCACAAGGCAGACGGAUCGGUAGCAGCGACAAGGCCAGCUAUGCAGAAAGAGAUGACCGCAGAGGGCGCCAUGACUACCCUGCUCUGCGCAGCCGUGCGGCCUCCCAGUCUAGGUCCGUCUAUGCACCGACAUCUGCACCAUAUGAGUACAACUACGACGGGGCCCUGGACUACACAGGUGCUCCCUUUGAUCCACUUCCAGCACCCGGGUCCUGGAUAUGA
Messenger RNA from Sporothrix schenckii 1099-18, 1758 nucleotides. RefSeq lists its product as uncharacterized. The transcript has a single exon. Lineage: Eukaryota; Fungi; Ascomycota; Sordariomycetes; Ophiostomatales; Ophiostomataceae. The coding region runs from base 1 to 1758 and encodes 585 amino acids. The record is from RefSeq and is a predicted model, not a curated record.